AUGCAACAGCUGAUUUUCUGGAGUUGCUCAGUUGUAUUUCGCUGUUCGACAACGACCCUGAAUGAAACGUAUACCGGAUGGAAGUCGUCGGAGGAGUUUCAGAUCCAGGAAUCAGGCCAUUUGCAAGUUGUAGUCCAAGACGGUCUAAAAUGCGGAUUCGAAUCACGCCUAGCAAGAUUCAAAGGCCCGUCCUCUCGUUUUAAAAAGCCCUUGGCCAAGAGUGCUAGCAGCCUUCCAAAGCAAUGUUGGUGA
Molecule: messenger RNA, 252 nt
Organism: Paracoccidioides brasiliensis Pb18
Exons: 2
Coding region: 1-252 (83 amino acids)
Source: RefSeq, a predicted model, not a curated record